Molecule: messenger RNA, 1242 nt
Organism: Oryzias melastigma (Indian medaka)
Lineage: Eukaryota; Metazoa; Chordata; Actinopteri; Beloniformes; Adrianichthyidae
Product: ubiquitin-conjugating enzyme E2 variant 1
Exons: 4
Coding region: 99-542 (147 amino acids)
Biological process (GO): DNA damage tolerance; protein K63-linked ubiquitination
Cellular component (GO): nucleus
Source: RefSeq, a predicted model, not a curated record
CAAACCCUUUAAAUAAAGUUGGCUUAAAAAAACUAAGCGGACAUGCGCAGUGGGUAAUACACGUCGUGCGUGCGCGUUCCCGUGAUGCAGUGGUAAACAUGGCAGCAGCCGCCGGAUCAGGCAUAACAGUUCCUCGCAACUUUCGGCUGCUGGAGGAACUGGAAGAAGGUCAGAAAGGAGGUGGAGAUGGAAUCGUAAGCUGGGGUCUGGAAAAUGACGAGGACAUGAUGCUGUCUCACUGGAAUGGAAUGAUCAUCGGCCCCCCGAAGACGGUUUAUGAAGGCAGAAUGUACAGCCUGAAGAUCGACUGUGGCUCCAGGUACCCGGAACAUCCACCUCAUGUGCGCUUUGUCAACAAGAUCAACUUGACUGGUGUGAACAGUUCCACUGGAGUGGUGGACCUGAAGUCUGUGCCGUCUCUAUCUCGGUGGAAGAACUCCAACAACAUCAAGAUGGUGCUGCUGGAGCUGCGGCAGCACAUGAUGAUGAAAGAGAAUAGCCGUCUGUCACAGCCACCAGAAGGCCAGAUGUUCCGCAAUUGAGGCUCCUGCUGCUCCCCAGCACCUCCUCCCCCCUCCUCUGUUUCUGUCACAUGCGCACACCCACCACCGACCUUCAUCCCCUUCUUUUUGAGGAGGAGCAAUGCAGAGAAGCCUCCUCCACCCCACCUCAUUCCUGCGUGGAGGCUUCAUGUAGACCAAACGUGACCACCAGGACCCCCCAUCUUCUGCCCAGCGUGGUUCCUUCCAUGGGUUCUGUGUUCCACUGUAGAUCAUGAAAUGAGUGGAUGCAGGGUUAGUUAGGGUUAGUUUUUCCUUUAAUGCCAGCAUUCUUAAAAAAUAAUAAAACAUUUCCACCCAUUGACCUCCCCCAUACUGAGUUUGAGAGGGCCCCUCAUUUUCACCCCCACUUCAGAGGAAGAAACAAUGAUGAAACACGGUGUUUGUAUCAGCAGAACCAUGGUGCCUCGUUCUUUUUCCGACUUGUCUCUGUGCCAUCAGUGCUCUGCUGGGGCGUGUGUGCAGCUAUUGUCCUGCACCCCUUUGGGAUCACUACUGUAUCUGAUGUGUCUGCAGCAGGGGGCGCUGUGACUCCUGUUUACUCUUUUUAUUUCCUUGCUUUGGUCUGGGUGUUUCUGUAAGCCUCUGGAUGUUUAUUUUCUAACUGGGUGAAUCUUAUCAGGGUGACGGUGUCCUGUCGCAUGGUUUUAUUUGAAUUAAACAUUAUUACUUUUGCAAAAUA